AUGGAUCAAGUCCAUGACUAUGAGAACUUAGUCGCCGAUAUCAUCGCCAAAGGCAUGCAAAUAUAUGAGGUAUUGUAUGCAAAUGUUCUCAUUGGGAAGCUGCCCAAGUCCUGUUUUGCUACAAAAGGGUUUGCUUUGUCCGGUAGGAUUUCAAAUGUCAAAGUUAUACUGAAUGGUGGCCAAAUGUACUUACGUGGACAUGAUGGAUAUUUUUCAUUUUACUAUGUACCAUCAGGGACUCAUUUGAUUGAAGUAGUUGCAAUGGGCUAUUUCUUUUCUCCGGUUCGAGUCGAUGUUAGUGCCAGAAACCCGGGCAAGGUACAUGCAGCCUUGACAGAGAACAAGAGGGGUCUCAGCGAAUUGGUUUUAAAGCCAUUGAGAAAUGAACAAUAUUAUGAGGUUGAGGAACCUUUCUCCAUAAAGUCUCUUCUGAAAAGUCCAAUGGGUCUCAUGUUGGGAUUUAUGAUGGUGGUUGCAUUUUUUAUGCCCAAAUUAGUGGAAAACAUGGAUCCCGAAGAAAUGAGACGAGCUCACGAGGAAAUGAGAGGCCAAGGAGCUCAUUCUAUGUCUACUUUGCUACCUGGAGGUGUGAGGAAUUAA
Messenger RNA from Hibiscus syriacus, 600 nucleotides. Its product is annotated as ER membrane protein complex subunit 7 homolog. Gene Ontology annotation, molecular function: carbohydrate binding. Gene Ontology annotation, cellular component: EMC complex. NCBI's taxonomy places the organism in Eukaryota, Viridiplantae, Streptophyta, Magnoliopsida, Malvales, Malvaceae. The record is from RefSeq and is a predicted model, not a curated record. The transcript is spliced from 6 exons. Bases 1 to 600 code for a protein of 199 amino acids.